ACCUAGCUUUCUUAAAGGAUAUCUUUACCAGAUUAAUUUUGGUACAGCUUCGGCCUUUUUUGGAUCUAAAAGACAGGAACUAUUUCUUGGCUAUAUUACAGUCUAGUGGACAUGGCUGGUGGGUGUCACAACUACACGGACAGUGACUUUAAUAUCAUAUUCACCACCAAGCUAGUUGUAUCCUCACUGGCUACAGUAACUUGUAUUGCUGCUACUCUACUAAUUUUGUGUGCAAAAGCAUAUAAGAGGUUUGUGUAUAGGCUUGUGCUGUACUUCAUGAUUGCUGUGAUGUUUCAAGCAAUUUCUUUGAUUCUUGAGCAAACACCAAUUAUUCAUAAUAAGCCAGACUCUCAAGUGGAGGUGAGAAAUGGCUGGGACGUUCCAUGCUCUAUUUUUGCUUUUCUUGAUCAAAUAGCUCUUUGGAUAGGCAAUUUUGUUGUAUUAUGGAUAUUCCUGUAUUUGUUGCACCUUGUUUGGAAUUUGUACCACUUGAAGCUUGUUCAGCAGAGUCAAAAAAUAUCCAAAGGCGAAAUCAUUGCUCUAUUUGCAAUUUUCAUACUGCCACUCACAUUUAACUGGAUACCAUUUGCUACAAAUAUGUAUGGCCUAUCAGGACUGUGGUGUUGGAUUAAAGAGACAGAGAAUGGGUGUACAAGCGAUCCAACGAUUGGUCUUGUGCUUAUCUUUACGUUGUUUUAUGGUCCACUUAUGUUCCUUAUGGUGUUCGGUUUUGCAAGUCUGUUGGUGAUUGUAGUUGCGCUGUGUAAACGCUGGAAAUCUGUUCAGGGCUUGGUUCGACAGCGGUACACUAAAGGGAUCAAAGAGAUAGUGUUUGUCAUGAUGUACCCUAUUCUAUACAACCUAAUCUGUAUUUUUCUAGUGGUGAAUCGAAUAAACUCUGCAAUUCGAAGCAGUCGAGGUGAACCGCCUUUCUAUCCUCUAUGGUUGGCACAUGCUUUAGCUGAUUCGUUUCGAACUCUUCUUCCCCCUUUGGCAUUCCUUCUGCACCCAAGUACAUGGGGAAACCUAAUGUGUGUAAAAAAGCGGGAGGAGGAUGAGGACACAGAAUACUUCUAUGUGCCUCCGGAGGACAGUGAUAUUGGUGAAGGUAUCACUAUACGAGGGACUAAGCAGAUUGAGUAUGGUAGUGUGCUGCUGUAGCAGUUUGAAACAGUAUAACAAUAAAUGUAUGGUAUGGCUGUAAUAUAUAUAUACAUACAAUUUUUAUAUCAAUAAUAAUAGCUGAUACAGUGUUACCAAGAGUAUAAUUAAAUACAUGUACUCUUAGUGUUA
Messenger RNA from Halichondria panicea, 1293 nucleotides. RefSeq lists its product as uncharacterized. The coding region runs from base 112 to 1161 and encodes 349 amino acids. The transcript has a single exon. Gene Ontology annotation, molecular function: G protein-coupled receptor activity. Gene Ontology annotation, biological process: adenylate cyclase-activating G protein-coupled receptor signaling pathway. Lineage: Eukaryota; Metazoa; Porifera; Demospongiae; Suberitida; Halichondriidae. The record is from RefSeq and is a predicted model, not a curated record. Gene Ontology annotation, cellular component: plasma membrane.